AUGAGUCUAGAGAAACACCCAGCUCCACCUGGACUUGAGAGGCCAAUAAUCCAGUCUGGCACUGUGUCGAGGCGAGUCGACAGCUUAGGAGACCAGGGUGACCACUACUCCACAACAUAUCCUGAAGGAGGUCGCGAGGCAUGGGGCGUCGUAUUUGGAUCAUUCUGUUUGUUUAUGUCCGUGUUCGGGGUUAUCAAUACAUCCGCAGUUUUUCAGUGGUAUUUCCUUGACAAUCAACUUAAGGAAUAUUCGCCCUCCGAGGUCGGGUGGAUUUUCUCAACUUAUCUGUUUGUGGUAUACUUUGUGGGCCUCGGAGUUGGUCCCGUCUUCGAUCAACAGGGUGCGGGAGGUCUUGUUUUUGUUGGCAGCAGCUUCAUGGUUGCUAGCCCAUUCAUUCUUAGUUCCUGUACAGAGUACUACCAGAUUUUUGGCACCUUCUCCAUCCUCAUGGGCCUUGGCGGUGCAUUGCUCAACAAUCCUGCGUAUGCGGCCAUUGGCCACUUCUUCAACCGCAAACGAGGGCUCGCCACUGGCCUUGCCGCGACGGCUGGCUCAAUCGGCGGCAUAAUAUUUCCUCUCAUCCUUCGAACCACUUUGCCACGGCUGGGCUACCCUUGGAGCAUGCGCGUCCUAGGUUUCAUUCUUGUGGCCCUGGCUGUGCCGGCCAACCUCCUUGUGCGAACCCGCCUAUCGCCGGCGGAGCAUAACGCCUCACUGUGGCCUGACUUUCGACUCUUCCUUGAUCCAAGACUGGCAUGUUGUUGCGGUGGCAUUUUUUUCAUGGAGUACGGGGUGCUAAUUCCAUUGACCUAUGUGGUGUCGUACGCUGAGAACCACGGGGUUGAUCCGAGCGAGAGCUACAUCCUGCCUGCGUUGCUUAACGCCGGGAGUGUCGUGGGGAGGGCAGUCCCGGGGCUGCUCGCAGACAAGUGGGGCCGUUUCAAUAUGAUGAUCUUGACGGUAGGACUGUGUGCAGUGAGUAUCCUAGCGUUGUGGAUGCCGGCUAGGGGCUCAAAGGCGAUUCUGAUGGUGUUCACAAUCGUCCUCGGAUUUGCUAGCGGUGGUAACUUCUGCCACAUGCUCACCAAGGUCCGCGGGCCGAUCUCUGGGAUGACUGGCUCGCUCGUGGUGGUGGCUGUGGUGGCGUUGAUGGUGGUGUAG
Molecule: messenger RNA, 1161 nt
Organism: Diaporthe amygdali
Lineage: Eukaryota; Fungi; Ascomycota; Sordariomycetes; Diaporthales; Diaporthaceae
Exons: 3
Coding region: 1-1161 (386 amino acids)
Biological process (GO): transmembrane transport
Cellular component (GO): fungal-type vacuole membrane
Molecular function (GO): transmembrane transporter activity
Source: RefSeq, a predicted model, not a curated record